AUGAAAUCCUUGGAAAAGGCCAAGAGGAUAUUCAGCAGGUCGAUUCCAGGCAGAACAUAUCUGAGGGAGAGGGAAAGAACUAAGAUCAAGGAAUUUAUAAGCUCUACUGAGUAUUUAUUAAAUAUUUCGGGUAAUCCUGGUACUGGAAAGACCUCUACGGUAUUGAACGCAUUGAAAGGUAAGAAGUGUCUCUAUCUGAACUCAAUGAAGGUAAGGAAUGUUUACCAAAAAAUUGUACAAACAAAGGUGAAAAUAGUUGUUGUGGAUGAAUUUGAUAGAUAUUACAAGGAAAAUGGCAAGGAAUAUUUAUCAUUGAUCAAACACGUGAAAGAAGAGAAAAAGAAAUUGAUAAGUAUAUCAAACACACUGGAAGUAUCUGAAAAUACCCUCUAUUUCAAACCUUACACCUCGGAAGAGAUAGGUUCUAUCAUCAAGAAUAAAAUUAGGGAAGAGAUAGGUGUAGAGAUAGUUGAUGACAUAGCGAUGGAAGUAAUAUCAAGGAAAUUUGGAGAUAUCGGGGAUAUACGAAGGGUUUUUGAUUACCUACUUGAUCUCAUAAAAAGAAAGUAUAUUAAUGAGAGGGAGGACAAAAAGGAUGAGAUUUGUGUGGAGAUAAAACAUUCUCACAUGGAAAAGAAAAAUAAAGAGAUUACAAAAAUUAAAAUUGGGGAUAUUUUGUGUGAACAUAAAAGGUGCCAGAAGGAUGGGGAUAAUAUUCACCAUAGAAUUGUUAGAGAGUUACUUACUGGUGGGAUAAACAUUGAUUGUUGCUAUAAGAAAUAUCUGGAGAGAUGCAAAGAGAUGAAACUACAAUUUUGCGAUAGAAAUGAUUUUAACUUGAUUUAUGAAAUAGCAAGAGGUGAUAUGUAA
Nylanderia fulva is the source of this 870-nucleotide messenger RNA. NCBI's taxonomy places the organism in Eukaryota, Metazoa, Arthropoda, Insecta, Hymenoptera, Formicidae. The record is from RefSeq and is a predicted model, not a curated record.